Staurois parvus is the source of this 594-nucleotide messenger RNA. The record is from the annotation of a GenBank genome assembly. NCBI's taxonomy places the organism in Eukaryota, Metazoa, Chordata, Amphibia, Anura, Ranidae.
AGAUGUCGGCUCGGUCAUGUGAUCAGCUGUGUCCAAUCACAGCUGAUCACAUGUAAACAGGGAAAUGCCGGUUAUCGGCAUUUCUAUCCUCUUGAGCUGUCACGCUGAUCAUCAGUGUGCCCUGAUGAUCAGUGUAGCCCCAGCAGUGCCACCUGUCAGUGUCCAUCAGUACCUUAUUUCAGUGCUCAUCAGUGCCUCGUGCCAGUGCCCAUCAGUACCACAUCAAUGCCACAUCUCAGUGUCUACCAGUGCACAUAAAUGCCACAUAUCAGUGCCCAUCUGAGCUGCCUUUCAGUGUCACCCAUCAAUGCCAGUCAGUACCACCUAUCAAUGCCAAUCAGUGCAACCUAUCAGUGCUGCCAAUCAGUGCCGCCUAUCAGUGCCAGUCAGUACCGCCUAACAGUGCCACCUAUCAGUGCCAGUCAGUGCUGCCUAUCAGUGCCAUGUAUCAGUGCUGCCUUUCAGUGCCCAUCAGUGAUGCCUGUCAAUGCCCAUCAGUGCAACCUACCAGUGCCUCCUCAUAAGUGCCCAUCAGUGCCACCUAUCAGUGUCCAUCAGUGCAGCCUAUCAGUGCCCAUCAGUGCAGCCUCAUUA